CCGCUGCCAAAGCAAGUCAACCCCCUCUUUCCCCAUUUCCUUGCGUCUCUUGCCUUCGCCGGCACGGAGGGGCACAAGAUGGGCUGGUCCGAUCUGCCCGCCGAUCUCGUCGCGGCAAUCGCCGACAGGCUCGCCACCGAGCUGGCCGACCUCGCGCGCUUCCGUUCGGUGUGCCGGCCAUGGCGGUCGGGCUCCGAGGCGCGCCUCCGCGUCCCUCGUCUUCUGAUACCGAUGAUGUCCUACGAGACCAGCACGGAACGCCUCGUCUGGUCCCUUGCCGACGACCGCCUCCGGGAGGCCCCCCUGGCCGGGGCGCGCGGGGGGCACUCCUUCUUCUUCGCCUCCCACCACGGCUGGAUCCUGACCGUCGUCGCCGGUGACGGCGACUUGAGGGCCACUCUGGUGUACCACUUCACCGGCGUCUCCGAGCAGCUGCCCCCCCUGCCCUCCUCGUUCUGUUGCGACGGCGGAGGGAAGGUGACCCUCGAUGGCCUGUCGUGGGAUUGGUCCCCGCAGGGCGUCGUGGUCUCCCCGGGCAAAGGCGCGCUCUUCUGCCGCCCCGGCGACGGAUCGUGGAGGAGCGUCGGCUGCCCUUCAGCUGCCGUCACCAGCGUCACCGCCUGCGACGGCGCGCUGUACCUAUUCGACAGGAAAACUCGCAACGCGACCGUGGUGGACGCCGGAACCUUGGCCGUGGCGGCCGUGAUCGAGCCCCCCGCGCUGGAGAUACCCAGGUGGGAACGGGAUGAAGUCGAGGCCAACCUCGUCGUGUGCCCCCACGAGCUCAUCCUCCUCGUCCGGUCGAAGCUCCAUCACCCGUGGUGCACCGGCUGGCCGAGGUUCUGCAAGGCCUUCCGUGCCGACCCCCGCGCGGUGACUGGCGGCCGGAGCCCGAGCUGGUCGGAGGUGGCGGGCAUCGGCGACCGCGCCGUGUUCGUGGACAACCUCCGCGCCUUCUGCGUUGGGGCCAAUGACCACAACGGGCUGAGGAGGAACUGCGUUUACGAAGCGAGCUCGUACCACGCAAUCGACGACGACUACGACUACAGUUUCGAUCGAUACGGGCGGAUGUACUCCGUCGCCGUACUCGACUUCGCCAACCACACGACGGAAAGCCUCAGUUUUGGAAGCCUGGUGAAGCUGUGGAGCGCUGGAGACGGACAAUGCUCUUCGUGGUUGAUGCCUAGCUAUACCUACUGAAGAAGUAACACGAGAGGGAACAGCGGCACAAUAGCCCUCCAAGGGCCAUGCCCCAGAGGAGGCGAGGAGCUCAUGAGCUUCGAUUGGCACACCACUCCGCCACUCCAUGUUACCGUCGCCACCAUGCGUCAUUGCGUCAAGGUCCGGACAGCAAUGGUGAAAUUAGAACGAAGGCUCGGCGCCAUCGCUGGGGAGUGGGGACAAUGUUGACGCCGCAAUUCGCUGCGGAAGGGAUGGAUUUCUGGGCCUUGCCGGAUGGCCCAAUUCUUGCGCACAGCAAGCCCGUGUAAGUGUAACCACGACAAGGCCGUGUAGACACGACCACUCUCCUCCUAUCGCGGUGCACUUGCCCCAGAAAGGUCAGUCCACACAAUCACCAGAAGUAACCGGAACGCUAGCAAUAAGCUAGCUCUCCGCUUAUAAAAAAAAACUGACUAGCUCUCUGCUCUGCUAGUUAGUAUAGAGGAUGAAUAUAGAGUACGAAUGGAUGCAGGAGAACUGUAUAUAAAGGAGAGAAUAUCGAUGAUCAGGAUGUAAUAUUUCUUUUAGAGGAUGAAUUUAGAAUAUGACGAGUGUAGACAGCCUAAGCUUUGAGUAAUGCUAGUAUCUACGGAAUUUGCUA
Messenger RNA from Panicum virgatum (switchgrass), 1822 nucleotides. RefSeq lists its product as uncharacterized. The coding region runs from base 79 to 1200 and encodes 373 amino acids. The transcript is spliced from 2 exons. Gene Ontology annotation, molecular function: protein binding. NCBI's taxonomy places the organism in Eukaryota, Viridiplantae, Streptophyta, Magnoliopsida, Poales, Poaceae. The record is from RefSeq and is a predicted model, not a curated record.